GCUGUCAUAAUACGGUUUUCUAAGUUUUUCAAGAACAAAAACAAUCGGCAUUUAAGUGUAAUAUGCUGAAAGCUUUGAACAGGAAAUCCUUCCUUACGCUUUAUUUAUCUGUUCUGCGUCCUUGUUUUGUCAUGCAGUCCAAUUUGGCUACACCGGCAGUAUGCGGCAGUGGCAGUGCCGACGCAGACGCAGACAAAUACUCAGUGGCUUAUGUGACAGUGCCCAACAAUGAGGUAGCAAAGACCCUGGCUCACGGGCUAGUGAAGCAACAACUGGCAGCCUGCGUGAACAUCAUCCCUCAAAUCACCUCGGUGUACAUGUGGAAAGGAGAGAUUAAUGAGGAUAAUGAGUUGCUGCUAAUGAUUAAGACAAGGACAUCUCAAGUAGACCAGCUGACAACAUAUGUACGCUCCAACCACCCAUAUGAGGUGUGUGAAGUUAUAUCCUUACCAAUUAAAAAUGGAAACCCACCAUAUCUCAAGUGGAUUGGGGAGACAGUGCCAGAAACUGAAACUAAGGUCUGUCAGAAGAAAUAAUUAAAUUAGUUUAGUAUAAUAGUCUUUGUCGUCUUUGUAAUAAGUUCCCAUAUCAAACCAGUUUAAUUAUGUAAUAGUUUUGUAUUUUUGGUUAAUAAUUAAGCACAGCUAUUAAAUAAGUACAAGCAUUUAUUUGGUUGGUAUUUUGUUGUGUGA
Messenger RNA from Cydia strobilella, 692 nucleotides. Its product is annotated as protein CutA homolog. The transcript has 3 exons. NCBI's taxonomy places the organism in Eukaryota, Metazoa, Arthropoda, Insecta, Lepidoptera, Tortricidae. Bases 63 to 536 code for a protein of 157 amino acids. Gene Ontology annotation, biological process: response to metal ion. Gene Ontology annotation, molecular function: copper ion binding. The record is from RefSeq and is a predicted model, not a curated record.